AUGCAGCCUCCACAGAAAACCCAAAGCCUCAGACCCUUCAAGGAGAGGAAGAGUUUAGCAACCAGAAGAGAGGAAGUCGCUAGAAUCCAGGCGAAGUUCCCCAGCAAGAUCCUGAGUAGAGUGGAGCACUACCCCAGGGAGAGGUUCCUGCCCCCGCUGGACAAGACUCGGUUCCUGGUCCUGCAGGCACUGACCAUGACCCUCUUCCUCAGAAUCAUACAGAGCCGCCUGGUCCUGGGGGCCUCUGAAGCCUUUUACUUGCUGGUGAACAAUAAGAGCCUGGUCAGCAUGAGUGUGACCAUGGCAGAGGUCUACAGGGACUAUCAGAAUGAGGACGGCCUCGUGUACGUGACCUAUGCCUCCCAGGAGAUGUUCGACUGUCUGGGCUCCAGGAAGACCCUGCCGUCCUCUGCAGAGCAUGUCUAG
Prionailurus viverrinus (fishing cat) is the source of this 426-nucleotide messenger RNA. Its product is annotated as microtubule-associated proteins 1A/1B light chain 3C-like. The transcript has 5 exons. Gene Ontology annotation, biological process: autophagosome assembly; autophagy of mitochondrion; cellular response to nitrogen starvation. Bases 1 to 426 code for a protein of 141 amino acids. Gene Ontology annotation, molecular function: ubiquitin protein ligase binding. Gene Ontology annotation, cellular component: cytosol; autophagosome membrane; autophagosome. The record is from RefSeq and is a predicted model, not a curated record. NCBI's taxonomy places the organism in Eukaryota, Metazoa, Chordata, Mammalia, Carnivora, Felidae.